Molecule: messenger RNA, 837 nt
Organism: Ceratitis capitata (Mediterranean fruit fly)
Lineage: Eukaryota; Metazoa; Arthropoda; Insecta; Diptera; Tephritidae
Gene: DCTN5-p25
Product: dynactin subunit 5
Exons: 3
Coding region: 156-722 (188 amino acids)
Source: RefSeq, a predicted model, not a curated record
UGCCGCUUUGAUUUUGACAUUUGUAAGCUUUUCAAUUGGAGGUCGGAUAAAGAAAACACCAAAAAUCAGCUGAUAAAUUCGUCAUCAAUAACAACAAAUUUGGUGUUUUUCUGAGUUAAUAGCAAAUUUCAAACUCCUUCAAAAAGAAAUUAAAAAUGGAAAUUGCUGAUACUUAUUACAGCAAGGAUGAAUAUGUGGAGACUGCAUCUGGGAAUAAAGUUAGCAGACAAACUGUUCUUUGCGGCUCACAAAAUAUUGUGUUGAAUGGAAAAGUUGUGGUGCAAACUGGUGCUAUAAUUCGAGGCGAUUUAGCGAAUGUACGGACUGGCCGCUAUUGUGUUAUAAGCAAAAAUGCAGUUAUCCGGCCACCAUAUAAACAAUUCAGUAAAGGCAUCGCAUUCUUUCCAAUGCACAUUGGCGAUCAUGUUUUUAUUGGAGAAGGCGCGGUCGUAUCGGCUAGCUCAAUUGGAUCGUUUGUGUAUAUAGGAAAGAAUGCAAUUAUUGGACGUCGUUGCGCGCUUAAGGACUGUUGUAUCAUUGAGGACGGCGCUGUAUUACCACCGGAAACAACAGUUGCUAGUUAUAUGCGUUAUACAGCGAAAGGAACAAUUGAGGGUGGGCAAGGAAAUCCAAAUUUUGUUCCAGCAGCGAUGCAAGAUCAAAUGGUUGAAUAUACAAAAUCCUUUUACGAACAUUUCUUAAGAAAUCCCCAAGCCGGUUAAAUUUUAAUUAGAUAUUUAUUACAUUUAUUAACCAUAACGUAUUCCGCUUACUUUAAAUAUUUUUAAAAGAUUAAAUCUCAUAUUAAUAAAAAUAAAAAAAAAAAUGAAAUAAACA